AUGAGAGUCGACAUUUCAUCCUUCGGGAUCGCUGUGAUCUACCUCAGCGUAGUUGUCUCCUCAAUCUCGGUUGAUAAAACAACACCGCUAAGACCGACCAAGAAACGUCCACGUGGAUGCGAUUGCUACACUGUCUCCGGGCCUGAUCCCGGAUAUUUCCAGCACUACAAAAUGUGGGACUUUCGGGCUGUCGAUUUGAAUAAGCAUGCCCAUCUCAAUCUAUCAGAACCCAUGGAGGAUGUCGGCGACGAAUGGGAUGAUUACGACGAUUGGAGUGAUAGCGACGAAGCCAAGAACCAAGAAGAGGACUACGUGUCAUCGGGAGCCCAUGGCACACAAUACCCUGACCCAUCCUCAUUGGUUUUCUUCAAAACCUCCUUCGAGAGAGACUGGAGCAGUCAAGCAUGGGAACGCCCAGGCACACCUAAAGCCCCGGUGCUCAUGAUCAACUCGAAGAACAACAUCUUUUUCACAAGAGACUAUGAGCAAGACGAUCCCCAGGCAACGUAUCUUGUUCUACGUACCACCCGCCACGAAGACUACACAUCCACAGCGGAGAUAGAAACUCGUCUGCGUAACAUCUACCGUUGUUCGCUACGUGUCCGGCUUCGUUUAUUACCUGCCGACUUUGUCAUGGCGCAACCACCUGAACGGAGAGAAUGGUCGCCUCAGGCUCCUCAGCAGCAUGCCACCGGAAAUCUGAACAAUGGGACACUUAGUAAUAAUCGAGCGAUUCCGCUCCAUGAGGGCCUCCCGCCGCCCGGAGCUUGUGCCGGGAUUUUCACCUACCAUAACCGAACAUCUGAAUCAGACAUCGAGAUCCUCACGCGGGACCCAUCACAUCGUGUCCACUACGCCAACCAGCCAGAUUAUGAUUUCGAAAAUGAUCGAGUGAUCCCCGGUGCGAGUACGAUAGCUGAUUUGCCUAUCCCAUGGACAAGAUGGGCCACUCAUCGCCUGGACUGGCUCUCGGAUAUUUCGCGGUGGUUCCUGAACGAUCAAAUUCUGGAUGCUAAAACCUAUCGGGUGCCAAGCUUACAGAGCAUGAUUGUUCUCAAUCUUUGGAGUGACGGUGGACUGUGGACGGGCGACAUGAAAAUUGGCGAGAGUAUUUACAUGGGUAUUGAGUACAUCGAACUAAUCUACAAUCGGUCCUCGGAUGCUUCCAAGUUUGCCAAUGUGCCUGCUUCACAAAAGCAUGGUGGCCAGCAAAAUCCACACCCACCAAAAGGCACCACCAUCAACAACGACAACUCGUCUAUCCCUGACUGGCAGCAGGACAAGUGCAAGUCGGGUAGAGAUGGGCGCGAGUGUAGGAAACAGAAGUUCUUGAACAGAAAUCAAACUGAAUUCUGCCAAAGACCCUGCAACAUUGAUGAGGUUUGA
This is a messenger RNA of Penicillium soppii, 1386 nucleotides long. Its product is annotated as glycoside hydrolase family 16 protein. NCBI's taxonomy places the organism in Eukaryota, Fungi, Ascomycota, Eurotiomycetes, Eurotiales, Aspergillaceae. The record is from RefSeq and is a predicted model, not a curated record. The transcript has a single exon. The coding region runs from base 1 to 1386 and encodes 461 amino acids.